This is a messenger RNA of Triticum dicoccoides, 1491 nucleotides long. Its product is annotated as WRKY transcription factor 71-like. The transcript is spliced from 3 exons. NCBI's taxonomy places the organism in Eukaryota, Viridiplantae, Streptophyta, Magnoliopsida, Poales, Poaceae. The record is from RefSeq and is a predicted model, not a curated record. The coding region runs from base 83 to 1120 and encodes 345 amino acids. Gene Ontology annotation, biological process: regulation of DNA-templated transcription. Gene Ontology annotation, molecular function: sequence-specific DNA binding; DNA-binding transcription factor activity.
ACUAGGUGCAAGCUCAAACCCUCCUCCUCACUUCCACGCCUCUCCUCUCUUUACACACUUAGCUACCUCCCACUCUCGCAUCAUGUCUUCCGGUGGUGGCGGGGGAGGGGAUCAGGGCCGUCAUGGCCUCUACCACCAGCAUGGCCACGGCCAACUCACCCGCUACGAUGGCGCCGGCGGCUACGAGCUCAGCAACGACGACAUGGAGAGCUUCUUCUUCAGCCAGCCUGAGGGCGUCGGCGGUGGCGUGCGCGCCGACGAGAUCGCGCCGUACUCGAGCAUCACGAGCUACCUGCAGGGGUUCUUGGACCCCACCGGGCUAGCUCGGCAUCUCGACGUGCCGGCCAAGCACGAGCUGUCGGUCGACGUUAGGAGCCAUGACCAAGACAGCCAGGGCACCGGCAGCGCUGCUGGAGAAAGCGCGGCGCUGCUAACACCCAACUCAUCGGUAUCUUUCUCGUCCGGAGGCGGGGACGGUGAGGGAAAGUCUCGCCGGAGCAAGAAGGGCCGGGCGCAGGAGCCGGAUGACCAGGAGGAUGGGAAGGACCAUGAAGAUGGGGAAAGUUCCAAGACAGCGAAUAACAAACCCAAAAAGAAAGCCGAGAAGAGGCCGCGGCUGCCCCGCGUCUCCUUCCUCACCAAGAGCGAGGUCGAUCACCUCGAGGACGGCUACCGCUGGCGCAAAUACGGCCAGAAGGCCGUCAAGAACAGCCCUUAUCCAAGGAGCUACUACCGGUGCACUACGCCCAAGUGCGGCGUGAAGAAGCGGGUGGAGCGAUCGUACCAGGACCCGUCGACGGUGAUCACCACGUACGAAGGGCAGCACACGCACCACAGCCCCGCCAGCCUCCGGGGAAGCGCCGCGCACCUCUUUAUGCCCCCCGGACUCCACGGGCUCCCGCCGCCGCACCUCAUACCGCCGGGGGUGUUCCACCCAGAGCUGAUGAGCAUGAUGCGCAUGCCCUACCCAAGCCCUAACAUGCACCUGCUGAGCGUGCCACCGCCUCCCCAUCAUCAUCCAACCUCUCAUCCAAUGGCGGGAACUCUCCAGCAGUACCAUUUCACUGACUACGCGCUAUUGCAAGACCUCUCCACUUCCACAAUGCCCAACAACCCCUGACUAAUUAACUCCUUCAGAUACACUUAAUUAAUUAGUAGCUAGCUAGCCUAGUAGAUAUGCAUAUAUGAUGCUUUCCAAAUGCUGGAGUUGCGCCAGAUGUGAUCGCCAGGGUUACCCUUGAGCUUGGUCUAUGCAUGCUGCGGUCCUGUUAUCCUAAUUAUUAAUUCGAUGCAAGCUUUUCAUCUUGAACUUGUGCCUACAUUGCUUUAAUCCUCUUCCAUUUGUCCUCCACGGGCAAAUUGGAUGAGUUGAUGAAGCUGGUCUAAUAACUAGAACACUUGCAACUUAUUAAUUUAUAUAGCUCGUACUGUGGACUUCUUGUACAUGUACUCGAGUGCAUAUGUGUAUCUCAUUGAUGAGAGGAAUAUUUC